AUGCGCGCAUCCUCACGCGCGUCCCUCUGCCGGCCGUGCGGCCUAGCGCUCGCCAGGCCACCCCGCGUGCUGCGGCGCCCGCGCUCCACUCCAUCGGCCGCGUCGGCCUCGCCAGAGGGUGCCGGCGCCGCGGCCGCGGCGCCGCUGACAGCACAGCAGGAGGAGGACCGCUUCCACGAGGCGUACGCCAAGGCCUUCACCGUGUCUCAGCUGUACAACGUAAACCGCCCGCCGCCGGUGCCGCUCACCGAAUACGAGCAGCGGCGCAAGCGGCGCGAUGCCGAGGAGAUCCUGGCGGCCGCCAAGAAGCAGGGGAAGGCGCAGGACGCAGUGAAAGAGGGCCUGCAGCAGCUGGAGGCGCUGCUGCCCGAUAUCGUCGACCUCAACAGGAUGCGCGCGCGGGACUGGGUGGGCCUCGCGCUGGACGUCAAUGGGGUGGCUGCAAAGCUGAUCCUCCUCAAGACCCUCUACCCGAACGCCGACGUGUUCAGCAUGGUCACGUUGCGCCCGAAGACGCUGCUGCAAUCAGAGGCGGCGAUGCAGGCAGACGGGGGCGAGGUGCUGCGGCUGCUGUCUAAGGCAAAGGAUGUCUGCGCCAUCGUGCAGGCAGUCCCUGAGCUCACAGAUCCCACCCAGCUGGGCCGCUCCCUGGUUUGGCUCCGCGCCGCCUUCCCCGGGCAGGACCCUGUGGCGCUGCUGCAGGAGAACCCCUUGAUCCUCCGCAACAUCGGAGAGUCCAAUGUCGAGGACAGCGCGGAGUACGGGGAGAUGACGACAAAAGAUUGA
Messenger RNA from Monoraphidium neglectum, 786 nucleotides. RefSeq lists its product as hypothetical. The record is from RefSeq and is a predicted model, not a curated record. The transcript has 8 exons. Lineage: Eukaryota; Viridiplantae; Chlorophyta; Chlorophyceae; Sphaeropleales; Selenastraceae. Bases 1 to 786 code for a protein of 261 amino acids.